This is a messenger RNA of Monopterus albus (swamp eel), 2347 nucleotides long. RefSeq names its product cytochrome P450, family 20, subfamily A, polypeptide 1 (gene cyp20a1). The record is from RefSeq and is a predicted model, not a curated record. Gene Ontology annotation, cellular component: membrane. The transcript has 13 exons. NCBI's taxonomy places the organism in Eukaryota, Metazoa, Chordata, Actinopteri, Synbranchiformes, Synbranchidae. Gene Ontology annotation, molecular function: heme binding; iron ion binding; monooxygenase activity. The coding region runs from base 524 to 1912 and encodes 462 amino acids.
ACACCAGCAGUCUCUGGGAGAUGUUGUUCUUCCUGAGCACCCGUAGGAAGUCCAGUCUCUGCUGGGCCUUUUUAAGAAGUCCAGAGGUAUUCACACCCCAGGUCAGAUCCUCCCAGAAAGCGGGUCGUGGGUGUACAGGGUGUAGAGCAGGGGGCUCAGCACACAGCCUUGUGGGGAACCAGUGCUGAGACUGAGAGCUGUGGAUCUGGUCUAUAAAGCAUUAGUAAAGGCUUGGUUGGCCAUUGAUUUAGAUAUUAAUUACAGUUUAUAAAUCGUCUAUAAAUGGGCUGUCAUCAGAAAAUUGUACAGUUAUAUUUAAUUUAUCCUUUAAAAUAUUGAUCUCACGCCGUUCGAUUAGUUUGCUCUGCCUAACAUUCAGACUGUGUAGUAGAGCACAGAGAAGCCAUUGUUUCCCUGCAGUUUCUGUUGACGUGGUAAUGGUGAUUGUUGUCAUUUUGGGUGAAAUCUCCAGAUAUUCAUGAGUAAACUUCAGUAGAAAUAGUGCUAUUAAAAGCCAAUAGUCAUGCUGGACUUUGCAAUCUUUGCCGUGACGUUUGUCAUCAUUUUGGUCGGCGCUGUUCUCUAUUUGUACCCGACAUCCAGAAGGGCCUCAGGCAUCCCAGGUCUGAACCCUACAGAUGAGAAGGAUGGGAACCUGCAGGACAUUGUGAGCAGAGGCAGUUUGCAUGAGUUCCUUGUCAGUCUGCAUGAGGAAUAUGGGUCUGUGGCGUCCUUCUGGUUUGGUGGACGGCCGGUGGUCAGCCUGGGCUCUGUGAACCAGCUGCGGCAGCACAUUAACCCCAACCACACCACUGACUCCUUUGAGACCAUGCUGAAGUCAUUGCUAGGCUACAAGUCAGGAAUGGGAGGCGGGGCUAAUGAGACCAUUCUAAGGAAAAAGGUGUAUGAGAGUGCCAUCAAUAACACGCUGAAGAACAACUUCCCUCUCAUGCUCAAGCUGGUGGAGGAGCUGGUGGGAAAGUGGAAGUUGUUCCCAGAUGCUCAGCACAUGCCACUAUGUGCUCACUUACUGGGUUUGGCUAUGAAGACUGUCACCCAGCUGGCUCUGGGUGAGCGCUUUGGAGACGACGCAGAGGUCAUUUCCUUCCGCAAGAACCAUGAUGCGAUCUGGUCUGAAAUCGGGAAAGGCUACUUGGACGGCUCCUUGGAGAAGAGCUCCAGCAGAAAAGCACAUUUUGAGCAGGCUCUGUCAGAGAUGGAGUCUGUGUUGCUGUCAGUGGCAAAGGAGAGAAAAGUCCAAAGGAAGCAGACAGUGUUUGUGGACUUUCUGCGGGAGUCCAGCCUCACAGAGCGACAGAUCAUGGAGGACUGUAUGGUUUUUACUUUGGCUGGAUGUGUCAUCACUGCCAACUUGUGUAUCUGGGCACUUCACUUCCUGUCCACUUCAGAGGAAGUCCAAGAGAAGUUGUACCAGGAGCUGGAGAACGUUUUGGGCUCUGAUCCAGUUUCCCUGGACAAGAUCCCUGAGCUUAAAUACUGCCAACAGGUCCUCAACGAGACAGUGAGGACUGCCAAGCUGACCCCCAUCGCGGCUCGGCUUCAGGAAGUUGAGGGCAAAGUCGAUCACCAUGUCAUCCCCAAAGAGACUCUGGUGAUCUAUGCCUUGGGAGUGGUCCUACAGGAUUCUGACACCUGGAGCACCCCAUACAGGUUUGACCCAGAUCGAUUUGAGGAGGAGUCAGCCAGGAAGAGCUUCUGUCUGCUCGGAUUCUCAGGGAGUCAAACAUGCCCAGAGCUCAGGUUUGCCUACACUGUAGCUACCGUCCUGCUCAGCACGUUGAUGCGGCAGCUGAAACUUCACAUGUUGAAAGGGCAGGUCCUGGAGGUCAGAUCUGAGCUGGUGUCCACACCUAAAGAUGAAACCUGGAUCACCGUCAGCAAAAGAAGCUAGAACUAAAAUCUCAGCAAGAAGAGUCGUGUUCCAAAAAAGGAAUAUACAUGUAUUUAUCAUCUUGAUUAAAGAAAUGACCAGCAAAGUAUUUUUUAUGAAUGUGGAGGAUCCUGUCUGUUAGAGAACUUUGUCUUUCUGGUGCUUCUUCAGCUGAAGCCUUGGGAACAUUAUUACCUAGUCUGUCCACAGGUCAAAUUUGCACUUGUUGGAAGACUCCAUCUGUUAAGGAGGGAAAGUCUGUAGUGUACUACCCUACAAUGUAGAGAAAAACAACUUUUGCUGCCAAAAGUUUUUAUAAAAUUCCUAGAAUUGCCUUGAGUCAGAAUUUCCAAUGAUGUGUGGCUUGUCUGUCUGUUAAAAUGGGCCACAUGGCAUUUUAAUAUUUCAUUCAUUUUUAAAGCCAUCUUACAUAUUAAUAAAUAUGUAUGGACAUUU